Messenger RNA from Topomyia yanbarensis, 458 nucleotides. RefSeq names its product small ribosomal subunit protein eS27 (gene RpS27). The record is from RefSeq and is a predicted model, not a curated record. Gene Ontology annotation, molecular function: RNA binding; structural constituent of ribosome. Gene Ontology annotation, biological process: ribosomal small subunit assembly; translation. The transcript has a single exon. Gene Ontology annotation, cellular component: cytosolic small ribosomal subunit; ribosome. The coding region runs from base 135 to 389 and encodes 84 amino acids. Lineage: Eukaryota; Metazoa; Arthropoda; Insecta; Diptera; Culicidae.
GUUCUUAGUCCCGGAUUAUACGUCGUACAGUGUGUACGUAGAGCUUCGUAUAAAGCCAAAAGUUGAGUGAAUUUUUCCUCAAGCCUCCAUUGAAAACACGUGUUUUGUUGUUCAAGUGUAGAAAAUAACGCAAAAUGCCGCUCGCCAAGGAUUUCCUGCACCCGCUUCCGGCCGAGGAGAAGCGCAAGCACAAACUGAAGCGCCUGGUACCCCAUCCGAACUCGUACUUCAUGGAUGUCAAGUGCCCCGGAUGCUACAAGAUUACGACCGUGUUCAGUCAUGCCCAGAGUGUGGUGGUGUGCACCGGCUGUUCCACGAUCCUGUGCCAGCCCACGGGCGGAAAGGCCCGGCUGACGGAAGGCUGCUCGUUCCGCAAGAAGCCCUACUAAAUGCUACCUAUUAAGUUGGAUACUAAUUUGGCUUCCUGCAUUUAAUAAACGCUGCAGUAAUCAUUUCAA